UUCAGCCUUUCCGCCAAUGAGAGCCCGGCUGCCGCUCAGUCCCGGUCCAAUGAGAGCAGCGGGGUCUGGGCUCGGAUCGAGAGUUGGGUUGUUCAAUCUGUGAGGAGGACAACAACCAGCUCUGAGUGUACCGGAUGGAUGGAUGUUGGCGAUGAAUGUAGCUGUUGGUGCCGGUGGUGACAGCGGACAUGGAAAAUGCAUGUUGCUGAUGAGUUCUCUUCAGAUGUGAUGUAUUGUCUCAAACCUGAUCAAGUUUACAGUAGAAUGAGCUGCAGCUUGGUUACAGGACGUGUGUCCUAUCACUGAGGCCACAUGUGUAUCUGGAGAGAUGGAUCGUUGUAAACACGUGGGUCGCCUUCGUCUCGGCCAUGACCAUUCCAUCCUCAAUCCACAAAAAUGGCGCUGCGUCGACUGCAGCACCACUGAUUCAGUGUGGGCCUGCCUCAAGUGCUCCCACGUGGCCUGUGGACGUUUCAUGGAGGAGCACUCGCUCAAACACUUUCAGGAGUCACAACACCCACUGGCUAUGGAGGUGCGUGAGCUGGAUGUCUUCUGUUUUGCCUGUGGAGACUAUGUACUCAAUGAUAACGCAGAGGGAGACCUCAAACUCCUGAGAGGGGCGCUCUCUACUGUUCGCAGCCCAGGUAGACGCUCACUACGCUCCUCGACUGGGGAAGGGGGGCCACAGCCCGCCAUGCAGCUGGCCUUGCGUCACAGGAGGAAAGCACUUCUAGGGAAGAUGCUUCAGAUGUGGAUCAACAAACAUCAGGAGCUGCAGAAUCAGCGUGAAGAGAAACUUGAGGAAGCUAGAAGACAAAAAAAAGAGGUAAAACGGAGACUCAUGGAAGAGCUUGGCAAUGUCCCUCCCAGAAAGAGUGCUAGGCUUCUUACUCAGGCGCCACGUUCUACCAUCACACUCAUUCCUCGCAAAUUCCGCGACCCUCCAGAACGCCUACCUCCUCCUCCCAAGAAGCCUUCUCUUCUAACCCUGUCCCGUAAGGCUCCUCAGAAUGGCAGAGCUGCUAAACUGAGGAGGUACUACUCAACACACACAGUAACCCGCCGGAGACUCGCUCCAGGUGUCACUGGUCUGCGCAACUUGGGGAACACAUGCUACAUGAACUCAAUAUUGCAAGUGCUGAGCCACCUGCAGAAAUUCAGGGAGUGUUUUCUCACUUUGGACCUGUGCGAGACUGAGGAGCUGCUGGCCAAGACCAAUCACUCCCAGGGCGUGAAGGGUGUGACAGGAGGUGUAGUCAGCAGUGGUAACACAGCACUGUCAGGAUACCCUCUUGGACGCAUGGGGAAGGCAGGCUGCUGGAAUUUGCCCGAGGGCAAAAAAGAAAGUGUGCCACCUUCCCCACAGGCUGCGGAGUUGGUCCAGCCCAAGGAGCCUCGCUGCUCCACCCGCCAGCAGAUGUCUCUGUGCCAUGAGUUACAUACACUUUUCAGGGUCAUGUGGUCAGGCCGGUGGUCUUUAGUGUCUCCCUUUGCCAUGCUGCACUCUGUGUGGAACCUCAUUCCAGCUUUCCGUGGAUACGACCAACAGGACGCCCAGGAGUUCUUGUGCGAGCUGCUGGACAAGGUGCAGCAGGAGCUGGACACAGAGGGGUCCAAACGCAGGAUAGUUAUCCCCAUCACAAAGAGAAAACUAUCCAAGCAAGUGCUAAAGGUUCUUAACACCAUCUUUCAUGGGCAGCUACUCAGCCAGGUGACGUGUCUGUCCUGUAAGCACAAGUCUAACACAGUUGAGCCAUUCUGGGAUUUGUCUUUGGAGUUUCCAGAGCGAUACCACAGCAUAGACAAAGGCUCAGGCUCUACAGCUUACCAGCGCAGCUGCACCCUCACUGAGAUGCUGUCCAAGUUUACAGAGAUGGAGGCUCUUGAAGGAAGCAUCUACGCCUGUAACCACUGCAACAAAAGAAGACGGAAAUCAUCCCACAAACCCUUAGUUCUGUCAGAGGCACGUAAGCAGCUUCUGAUAUACCGUUUACCUCAGGUUCUACGGCUGCACCUCAAACGCUUCAGAUGGUCGGGGCGGAACCAUAGGGAGAAAAUCGGCGUCCAUGUGGCCUUCGACCAAGUUUUGAACAUCAAACCAUACUGCUGCACAGGCUCAGGUCACUCUGUCCACAGAGGAGGCUACACCUACGAUCUGUCUGCUGUAGUGAUGCAUCACGGUAAAGGCUUCGGCUCAGGGCACUACACCGCAUACUGCUACAAUACAGAAGGAGGUUUCUGGGUCCACUGUAAUGACUCUGAGAUGAAGGUUUGCAGUGUGGAGGAAGUGUGCAACACUCAGGCCUAUAUUCUCUUCUAUACCCAGAGGUCUGCCUAGGUACCUCUCGCUGUGAUGUCGACCUGUGCGUGGCAACUAAAGGCUGCAUUUAUGAAAAUGUUCGCUGAUGUUUUCCCAGAUGUCAUUUAAACAAUCACUUGAAAAUGAUUUACUAAAAAAAGAUGGCAAUGAGGGCAGCAGGACAGCCACAAUCAUGAGUCAAGGUGAACAUUUUAGUAACAUAAUCCAGAUGACAAAGACGAUCAUAAUGGUAUACACACUGUCACCUAGCCAGGAAAAUGAUUGGUGAAUUUGAAUUAAAAUAUUCUAAUGGACAUCUUUGGAUUAUGUUUGAUUUUUAACAAAAACAAAAAUACAUCAAAAACCUUUUCAUAAAUGAGGCCGCAGGUUUCUCAACCUGUGGGACCAGCAUUUUGGUUAAUGGCCUGAAGACUGUGGCAGCAGGUCCGACUAUGUCCUGCUGAACACCAAGUUGUGUGUCUGUGUUUUUUUUAAAACAAUCGGGCUCAUGUCUGUUGAGUCUGGAACCUACCAGGCGCUCUCCUGAGACAGCAUUUUACAUUCAAGUGCAACACGGAUUCUGGAUUCUGGACAAUAAUGUUGUUCAUGUGCGUUUUAUAUACAACUAAAUUUGAUGCCAAUGCACUAAAUAUAAGAAGUACAUAUCUCAACAACAUUGUAUAGUUCCACUAGAUGAAAGGAAUCCUAGUGACAGAAGUCCAGAUUCUGUGUUGCCUCCUGUUGCUUUCUUAAUUAUUGUGAAAUGUCACUUCUGGAAACUUUUAAUACUCAUCCCUGUGUCAUUUGUGUUUCAUCAUGUCCUCUCCUCAAGUGUACUGCUGUGACUGGAUACUGUGUCCUGCGCUCUCAGUGAACAGGAAUAGUUUUGUUUUUUGUUUAUUUUGUAGUCAUUCUAUUUUUCACUUCCAUGAAAAGAAGCAAAAAGUACGAGUUUCAGACACACGAUUGAUGAUGAGUGAUGGAAAGCUGCACUUUUGAGGAGGGGCUACUAUUGUUGGUCCUAUCUUUGUGAUUGUUUAUCUUUAAGCUCCUGUAAUUUUAAAUGGCACCUCCUCCUGUGGUGUAACGGUGACAUAAGUCUUACCCCGGGUCGGAGACGCUGCACCUGUGUUUAAACUGCAGGAGAUGGAAAAAUGAGCGAAAGGGCAGACUGUGAUACUUAAGAAUGUUGUUUCUGGGAGACUUGGGGUACCCAUUUUGAGUUGAGCACCUGAAAGCAAUAUAUUGUACAUCUUGCAUCUUGACAGGAAAUUAAGAUAAAAUCAGGAAUUCUUCUGCUUGUUAUACAAUGUUUUUUUCUACUCUGCUGUUUCUAUCAAGGUCUUUAGAAUUUGCUAGGUAAUCAAGAAAAAUUUGUGUUUGAUAUGAGUCAAAUGCAAAAUACAUUUGUGAACUCUGUAAAAGUUGGAACAAUCUAAUGACGAUGAAUGUCUUACUUUUUAGUGGUCAGGUGUGGCCAUGCCACUGGCUCUGAUCCCGUUGAGUUCUGUCUUGUACUGUAAGAAUACCUGUCAUAAAUGUAAUGGUCACAUGGGUUUUGCCUGACAGUAAUUAUUAAAAAGACAAAGCAAAUUUGAAAAAAA
Messenger RNA from Micropterus salmoides (largemouth bass), 3903 nucleotides. RefSeq names its product ubiquitin specific peptidase 49 (gene usp49). Gene Ontology annotation, cellular component: cytoplasm. The record is from RefSeq and is a predicted model, not a curated record. Gene Ontology annotation, biological process: protein deubiquitination. The transcript has 7 exons. Lineage: Eukaryota; Metazoa; Chordata; Actinopteri; Centrarchiformes; Centrarchidae. Gene Ontology annotation, molecular function: zinc ion binding; cysteine-type deubiquitinase activity. The coding region runs from base 329 to 2338 and encodes 669 amino acids.